AUGCCGGCGACCAACCAGGGCUGGCCGGAGGCGUUCGGGUUCUCCAUCAGCGGCCGCGGGCCCUGCUACGUCCUCUGGGUGGAGGAAGGCAGCAGCGCGGCGGCGGCGGGCCUGCGGCCGGGCGACGAGGUGCUGGAGCUGGAGGGGCAGCCCGUCGCCUCGCUGGGCCGCCCGGCGCUGCUGGCGCUGGCCCGGCGCUGCGUCGCGGUGCCCCCCAGCAUCGGCGUGCUGUCCCGCCUGCAGCGCGCCGACCUCCCCCCGGGGCCCCGAGGCCGCUUCGGCUUCCAGCUGGCGGGCGGCAGCCCCCUGCGGCGGGACCUCGGGCCCAGCGCCGAUGCCGUGCGCCAGGAGAGGAAGCAGAAGGCGCAGGAGUUCAGCAAAAAGGUGGACGCCAUCCUGGGGGACCAGCCGGAGCUCAAGGAGAAGGUAUUCACCGUGCUGAAGCAGUACGCGGCGGAGCGCAAGGUGGAGUACCUGGCCUCUGCCCUCUGCAUGGUCCUCACGCAGGAGUCCCACCAGCACCUCAUCGACAGCAUCAGGAUUUUCAUCCCCAAGAAGCACCGGCAGCGCUUCGACGAGGUGGUGUCGCAGAGCCUGAUCAGCAAGCUGUGCCGCUCCAAGAGCCAGCAGCACAGCAACCGGCUGCGGCGCAGCCGGAGUGAGGACCACCAGGAGCGGCUCCUCGUGUCCACCCGCGCCAGCUCUGUGCCCCGCAGCCACGAGGAGGCCAGCAGGAGCCUGCGGAAAAGCACCUCGCUCAUCACCAGCAAUGUGGCCUCGGGGGCUGCCCGCAGAACAGUGCGGGUUUAUAAAGGCAACAAAAGCUUUGGCUUCACGUUACGUGGACAUGCACCAGUGUGGAUCGAGUCUGUUCUGCCAGGGAGCCCGGCUGAGAAGGCUGCGCUCAAAGCCGGAGACCGAAUCCUAUUUCUCAAUGGCCUGGACAUGAGGAACUGCUCCCAUGACAAGGUGGUGUCGAUGCUGCAGGGCAGCGGGGCGAUGCCCACCUUGGUGGUGGAAGAGGGGAUCGUCAACUUCUCCAACGACUCUGACUCUGCUGAGUCCCCGACCGCCUCCUCCGCGCUCACCUCCCUGCAGUGGGUUGCAGAGAUACUCCCCUCUAGCAUCAAGAUUCAAGGGAGGACCUUCCACCAGCAGCUGGAACACCUGCUCACUCCACCUGAGCGCUAUACCAUCUGCAAAGCCCUGGAAAGCUUCUUCCAACAUCGGAAUAUUGACACUCUUAUUGUGGAUGUGUACCCGGUGCUAGACACACCAGCCAAGCAAGUCAUUUGGCAGUUUAUCUACCAGCUGCUGACGUACGAAGAGCAGGAGCACUGCCAGCAAAAGAUUGCCAGGUUUCUUGGUUACAAGUCCUUGGCAGGUGAGAGGAAAGCCCCCGCUCCGGCAGGGACGUGCCCCGAGCCGGAGGCAGAGGAGCGCUACCGCAGCUCCGUGCGAGGGGCCUCCCUGUGCCGGGGCAGCCUUCGGACCCCCCGCCCCGAGGAAGUGGGGGCUGCAGGUCAGAGUGACACCGUGGAGGUCCCGGUUCGCCUGAUCCCUGGAGAGAGGCAGGCUGGGGACGGCACGUCCCUGCCAGAGACCCCCAACCCCAAAAUGAUGUCGGCUGUCUACGCAGAGCUGGAAAACCGCCUGCUCGGCAGCUUCGCCAGCAAGAUGGGCAGUGCCGCCCUGCACAGGGCAUCGCCUCCGGCCCCAGAGCCAGCGCGCACUGCAGGUUCUCGCAAGUCGGGGAUGCCGGUCUCAUGGCCGAGCGACCCGCUGGCCUCCCAGCAGUGCUACUACCGCCUGCACAGCAGCAUGCCCUCCCCGAGCAGCACCGAGUCCAACCCCUACGUCAGCCUGGACAGCAGCCCGGCCCCGUCCCCCCGGCACCGGCAGUACCCGCUCAGCCCGCUGUCGCGGCGGAAGAAGCUCUUCACCUUCUCCAGGCCCCCGCGCAGCCGCGACACCGACCGGUUCCUGGACGCCCUCAGCGAGCAGCUGGGACACCGGGUCACCAUCGUGGAUGAUUUCCUCACCCCCGAGAAUGACUACGAGGAGAUGAGCUUCCACGAUGACCAGGGCAGCUACGUCACCAACGACGUCAGCAGCAGCGAGUACAUCAGCAGCAGCGACGAGGGCAGCUCCCUGACCUACUCCACGCUCUCGGACCACAUCCCCCCGCCACCGCUCAGCCCCCCUCCGCCGCCGCCCCCCCUGCAGUUCCACGACCCCCAGGCCGUCCCCGCUAAGGCAGAGGCCGCCAAGGCGAGCGCGUCGCCUGCCCCCAAGUCCCUCAUCAGCCACCUGCACCCCAUCCCGCCCCCGCCCCCCCCGCCGCCACCCCCCCCGGUGCCCUGCGCCCCCCCCCUGCACCGGGGGCUGCUGCACCGCAGGAGCGAGACCAACCACAUGAGCGUCAAGAGGCUGCGGUGGGAGCAGGUGGAGAACUCGGAAGGGACCAUCUGGGGGCAGCUCGGGGAAGACUCGGACUACGACAAGCUGAGUGACAUGGUCAAAUACCUGGACCUGGAGCUGCACUUCGGGACGCAGAAACCAACCAAGCCAACUCUCAUGCCUGAAACCUUUAAAAAGAAAGACGUGGUUGAAAUUUUGUCCCACAAAAAGGCCUACAACACAUCCAUCCUGAUCGCCCACCUCAAGCUCUCACACAUGGAGCUGCGCCAGAUCCUCAUGACGAUGGAGACGGACCGCCUGGAGCCUUCUCACAUCAAGCAGCUCCUGCUGUACGCCCCGGAUGGGGAGGAGGUGCAGCGCUUCCAGAGCUACAAGGAGAACCCCGGCAAGCUGAGUGAGCCCGACCAGUUUGUGCUGCAGAUGUUGUCAGUACCAGAGUACAAGAUCCGUCUGCGCAGCCUACAUUUUAAGACCACCCUGCAGGAGAAGACAGAGGAGAUCAAAGCGAGCUAUGAGUGUAUCUGCAAGGCCUCUCUGGAGCUGAAAAGCAGCAAGAAGCUGGCUAAAAUCCUGGAGUUUGUGCUGGCAAUGGGAAACUACCUGAACAACGGGCAGCCCAAGACCGGCAAAACAACAGGCUUUAAAAUCAACUUUCUCACUGAGCUGAACACAACCAAGACUGUUGAUGGGAAAUCCACCUUCCUGCACAUCCUUGCCAAAUCACUUAGCCAACACUUCCCAGAGCUCCUGGGCUUUGCCAAGGAUCUUCCUACAGUGCCGCUCGCUGCCAAAGUGAACCAGAGAACGCUGACGGCUGACCUCAAGGACCUCCACACCACCGUCAGCGACAUACAGGUGGCCUGCCACAACAUGCCUGCUACCGCAGAGGACAGAUUUGCAAUCGUGAUGACUUCCUUUCUGGAGAGUGCCCAGCCCGCCAUGCGCUCGCUGGAUGACCUGCAGCACAAGGCCAUGGAAGAAUUCGGCAAGGUGUUGUCCUUCUUUGGGGAAGACUCUAAAAUGACAACUUCAGAAUCUUUCUUUGGCAUUUUUGCAGAAUUCAUGAGCAAGUUUGAGCGGGCACUCACUGACGUGCAGGUCGGUGAGAGCCAGCGCAGUCCCAGGAUGACAUCCCCCCUUGCCUGGUGACAGGCCGUGGCAACGCGAAAUGCAACAAUUUAUUGCCAACAAAGUGCAAUUUGCUCCCGUUGAGUUUGGUUGUAAAUACACUGCUGCUGCCUGCUACCACCGAGCAGAACCGCAGGCCGAGGGGCUGGGACAGCUCAGACGCUGAACGGGCACCACAGACGGUCACGGAUGGAAGUGGGGGUGAGGCACGGGCACAGGAAGGCAAACACCGCCUUGGUUUGACAAUGUCCUUCUUAGCAUCCUUCACUUCAAGUGUAUUACAGAAUCAAGGGCUUCAGACACACCCAGGUAGAACCCUGCUGCCCUGUGUCCCUGCAGCACACAGACCUGGCACCAGCAGUUGCAGUAGCCCUGUCCCCUGUCCCCGUCCCUGUGGCCAGUGGUGCGUGGCUGCGCAGGGCCCCUGCCCCUCGUGCAGGAUGUCCCCUCGUGCCCAAGCGUUCCCCUCGCAGCUGCAGAGCCGGUCAGGCCGGGAUGGGAGCACUGGGGAUGAGUACAACCCUCUCGACCCCCUGUGCACUGGAGCAGCACAGCGUGGGGCUGCAGUGCUGCCUGCGCAGGUGGCAGCAGCUGGGUGCAGACCACCGGUGGUGGCCCGGAGGCUCUGAUGCCUGCCAAUGUUGGCCAGUGGCAGUGAUAAGAGACAGCACCUUGCAGAACCCCAUGGCACACCCAUGUGGUGCCGACCUUGGAUCCAGGGUGGUUGUACCCAGCUGCUCGGGAGAGCAAGGAAAGCCCCAGAGCCCUUCUGGCCGUCAGCUUUGCUUAAAGGUGCGGCAAUGACUGAUAAAAAAUCUUGUUGAUAAUUUCAUGUCAUCAGCCCUAGACUUACCUGAGCUCGCCAGGAGACACGAAUCCCUGAGCAUUUUGGUGCCUCCUUGUAAAGCACAAAAUCCUUAGUAGCUUAAAAAUGAGAGGGAGCCCUCUGGAGCCUCGAGUACUGCCCCCGAGGGACAGCAGAGCGCAGCCAGAAAUGCCUCCUGUGCCCUCUGGUAUUCGCUGCCAGGGGCUGGGGUCCUUGCAGUCCCUUUGGUGCACCGUAUGAUGUGACCAGUUCGUGCUGGAUAUACCCAGGGAACUCUAGAAGCAUUCAUGCCCAUCUUUCAACAACAGCUGAUUGUUAUUUACAUUAAUUAAAUUCCCUGCGAGCUGUCCCUGGGACAAAAGGGCUAACAGCACCCUGCGGUCAGUGCAUGCGCCUCCAGGCGACGCAGCGCCCCAAGAGCUUUGCGGCAGCAACACUACCGUGCAUUAAUAUUGUGAGGCAUUGUUCCGUGCAAAAUGCAUCCAUUGCCUUUCCAACCCGACACGCUCAAACCUCCCGGCCUGCCGAAGCGCUCCGCAAGCCGCAGCCUCGGUGAGCCUCUGCACGUCGAUGCCAGAGCAAGAGCUCUUCCUGCAGCCUGUGCUGAAGCGCAGAAUCACCAACCGGUGCAUUAUUUAUGGGAGACCUUAUGACCAUCAAAUCAUCAGUUUUCAAUAUUUUUUAAACCAUGCCGUAGAAAGUGAAGUAUGUUUUCACAGCGUUUUCAGUCCAUACAGUUGUAAGUGCCAGGUAGUUUCCAGCCUUGUGCUGGCAGAGCCCAGCCCUGCCCGUCUCGGUCUCUUCUCUCCACUGACAGUGGUAACAGGGCAAUGCGCACUCAACUCCACUCCCCAUUUUGGGUGUUUCACACUGCAUUCAGUUGAUUAUUUUUUUUUUAAUAAUUAUGUUAAACAUUUAAACUGCUGGAGUUUAUUUUGAAACCGUCAUUAAAAAUAUGAAAGUGCUGUACAUAGAUUUUGCUACACGUUGUAACUUUCCAGAAUAGUUAGAACUUCAAUCCCCUUGGUAUUUUUAUGUGAAUAUUUUCAAAGAACCAGAACUUCUGAGAUAUGGUUAUAUUAUUUGAUAAUGGGACUAUGUAUAUUCACAAUUCAGUCUCUACUCAAUGCCUACGUGCUAUCCCCAAAAUAAAGCUACUGCCUUCUGCCUCCU
Molecule: messenger RNA, 5548 nt
Organism: Cygnus atratus (black swan)
Lineage: Eukaryota; Metazoa; Chordata; Aves; Anseriformes; Anatidae
Gene: GRID2IP
Product: Grid2 interacting protein
Exons: 23
Coding region: 1-3570 (1189 amino acids)
Molecular function (GO): protein binding
Source: RefSeq, a predicted model, not a curated record